AGCAUACCUAAUUCUCAUGCAUGGAAAUGCAUACUUGUGAUACUGGCAUUAAAGUUUUCAGUGUAAAAUUUUCACGUAUGUAUUUAAUAACAUAAUCAUUACAUGUUAAGCAAUAAAUAAAACGAUUGCAUAAAAAGGGGGGCGCGACCUUAAUUAUACAAUUGGAAAACGACUACAUUCAAAAAUUGCUGAUUGUUUAUUUUUAAACCUAUGAGAAAACUUGACAUAAGUGAUUUUUAUAAAAAGUGAAUAAAAGUGUGAAUUAUUAUAAGAAUUAAUGAUAGGAGUGAAUAAUAUCUGACUAUAAUAUUAUGUGACAAAUUUUUUUUAUAAAAUCAAUGUAGGGUUGACGAUAUUUUUCUACUGUUUUUGGAUGGCCUACAAUAUGGCUCUUAGGUCAUUUUUACAUAUAGGUAAUAGUACAUAUAAAUGUGUUUUUACUACAAUAAAGUUUAAACCUAAAUUAUAUGUAGUUGAAGGAUAUAAACAAAUUAGAAAUUUUCAUAAGUUUAGAGGUAAAACAAAACUAUCACAAUCAUCAAAUUCACUAACAGAAGAGUUCCUUAAAAAGCAAUCAGGAUAUUUUCCCAAUUUAUGGAAACCAUUUACCUUUACUAUCAUUUUUAGUGCAACAACAUUUAUUGCCGCUGCCAUUUGGGAAUAUGAAUGUGUCAGAAAUAAAACCUAUAGUAUAAUCAGAAGUUACAAACAAUGGGGAAUACAUCGAACAGGAUGGAGAAAUACGAUGGAGAAUUGGUGGAAAAACUUAUCAGAAGGAGAAAGAAUAUUUAUUCCUAUAUGUUUCUUAAAUGUAUUGGUAUUUUUGUCAUGGCAUAUACCAGCAUUUCGAUUGACAAUGUAUCGAUAUUUUUCAUGCACUCCUACCACUAAUAGAUGUUGGCCAAUGUUGUUUGUAACAUUUUCGCAUUGUUCCCUUCUUCAUUUAAUUGUCAACAUGUAUGUAUUAUAUGGUUUCUCUAAAAUUGCUGUGGCUCAACUGGGUAGAGAACAAUUUUUGGCACUUUAUUUAAUUAGUGGAGUAGUAUCUAGUUUUUCAAGUUAUUUAUAUAAAGCUGUCGUUGGAAUAAGAGAUCCUUCCUUGGGAGCUUCAGGAGCAAUAAUGGGUGUCUUUGGAUUUGUAUGUACUCAGUUUCCAAAUGCAUACCUAUCUAUUAUUUUUCUUCCAAUGUUCACAUUUACAGCGAGUAUGGCCAUGAAAGCUAUAAUGGGUUUGGAUACUUUGGGAUGCCUUAUGCGUUGGCAACGUUUUGAUCAUGCAGCACAUUUGGGUGGAGCAUUAUUUGGAAUAUUUUGGCAAAUGUGGGGUAGUGCCAAUAUAUGGCAAAAACGUGAACCAGUAUUAGUAUUUUGGCAUCAAGUCCGUGAACCACCUAGAUCUAAUUAAUACCUCCUUGUUAUAAAAUUGAUACUAAUACAUAUUAUAUAUUUGUAAUAUUAUGAAAAAUUUUGAAAGUUAUAAGAAGUGGAAUUAUAUAAGAAAGAAAAUGUAUUUAUUUUGUUCUUUAUAA
Messenger RNA from Bombus impatiens (common eastern bumble bee), 1529 nucleotides. RefSeq names its product presenilins-associated rhomboid-like protein, mitochondrial (gene rho-7). Gene Ontology annotation, molecular function: serine-type endopeptidase activity. Gene Ontology annotation, cellular component: membrane. The record is from RefSeq and is a predicted model, not a curated record. The transcript has 9 exons. NCBI's taxonomy places the organism in Eukaryota, Metazoa, Arthropoda, Insecta, Hymenoptera, Apidae. Bases 374 to 1405 code for a protein of 343 amino acids.